Molecule: messenger RNA, 1065 nt
Organism: Fraxinus pennsylvanica
Lineage: Eukaryota; Viridiplantae; Streptophyta; Magnoliopsida; Lamiales; Oleaceae
Source: the annotation of a GenBank genome assembly
AUGGAAGGCGAAAUCAACAAUUUUGUUGUGGUAUGGAUUACAGUUUUUGCAUCUCUAACUUACUGUCACACAGUAGACAAAAUCUUCCUUACAGGCUACACAAGGCGCCUAGCAAUUCUGCCGGUGGUUUGCCUUUUUCUCUAUCUUCCACUCAAUCUCACCACCAUUCACCUCGGCGGCACCACCGCCUUCUUCAUCGCAUGGCUUGCAAGUUUCAAACUCAUUCUCUUUGCCUUCUGUAAAGGCCCUUUAUACUCUGACUCUCCGAUCCCCAUAUCCCGUUUCAUUCCCUUAGCCUGUUUGCCUAUCAAAUUUUCUGCAGGAUCUGGAAGUGUUUCUUCUGAAGAAACGAAAAAGAAAACCCAGAAAUCUCCUAUGAAUUAUGUUGCCAAGUUAAUACUUUUGGCUAUUCUAAUACGUGUAUAUGAUUAUAAGAACUAUAUUCAUCCUUAUAUCAUUUUGUUUUGCUAUUGCCUUCAUAUUUACUUUAUGCUGGAGAUGUUACUAGCCAUGGUUGCUACGCUGGCUCGAGUCCUGAUCCGGGUUGAGCUCGAGCCGCAAUUUGAUGAGCCUUAUCUGGCUACAUCCCUGCAAGAUUUUUGGGGAAGAAGGUGGAAUCUUAUGGUAUCAAAUAUUUUGCGUCCCAUUGUAUAUGAUCCUGUUCUGUCAAUUUCCAGGCGAGUAACGGCAAGAAAAUGGGCGACGCUUCCGGCAGUUUUGGCUACAUUUUUGGUGUCUGGCUUGAUGCAUGAACUGAUCUUCUAUAACAUUGGAAGAUUGAAACCAACUGGAGAGGUAAUGUGCUUCUUCCUGCUUCAUGGAGUGUCAUUGGCUAUGGAAAUCGGCAUAAAGAAACUGUUGAAGGGCAGAUUUACUCUGCCUAGGAUUGCGUCGGGGCCAUUGACGCUGGCAUUUGUCAUGACAACCAGUUUCUGGUUGUUCUUUCCGCCAUUCUUGAGGGGCAAGGCAGACCUUAAAGGGUGUAAUGAGUCUAUUGCAUUCAUCGAGUUCGUGAAGAAUCAUAAACUGGUUAGCCCCAAUAACGUUACUUGUCCGUUCCUAUGA